ACUGAACUGAGUUGGACACCCUGGUCUAUGGUGAAAAUCUGUGAGCUGGCUGAUGUUUAGUUGCACAAGCGUGUACCCUGGUGGACGACAUAGAAAGAACAGUGCACAGAUCUCGCUGCUGUGCGUCGCCAGGACUCUAGGGGGCGGAUGAGUGAGUUGAUAUCUCUGCAAGUUCUGUGUUCAAAACAAGCGAAGAAGAAAAGCCCCCCUCAGCGGAGCAAAAUGGCCGACGUUGAGAUGGACAUCGCGUCCACAAGAAUGAAUAAUGGCAACGAACACGUGAAACCAGACCUGGAAAGCCAGGAAAGGAGUGGGAAUGAAGACAGCGGAGACGUGUCUGAGGAAGAGGAGGAGGAAGAGGAGGAGGCAGUUACUAAUGGCGAGAAGACAGAAGAGGGGCCCAAACAUCACAGCAGUAGUGGGAAACACAAGAGGAAAAAACACAAACAUCGCAGUAAGCACAAAAAACACAAGCAUGCCUCCGACGAAGACAAGGACCGCAAACGUAAGCACCGCCACAAACACAGGAAACACAAACGCAAAGAGGGCUCGUCACCCUCGGCCGCCGUCCUCUUCGGCGCCUCCGGCCACAAGAAAUUGGAAUCCUCACCCUCCUCUGGAAAUCCAAGUCUGGACGACAGGGCCCUGCUGGAGGAUUUAGAGAAACAGAGGGCCAUGAUAAAAGCUGAGCUGGACAGCCAGUUGAUGGAGGGGAAGGUUCAGUCAGGCAUGGGUUUAAUCCUUCAGGGUUACAACUCUGGAUCAGAGGAAGACGGGGACGCUAGAGUCCGAAAUGGAGAACAGCGUCAAAGGGGCAGCUCAGGUAAACCUAUCUCUCCCAGGGGCGGAAAAAGUGGGAAAUCUAGACGGGACUCAACAGAGGGGGGCGGCAAGUCCAACUCCAAGCGCCGCAGUCGAAGUAAAUCUGCAGACAAGUUGGGACAGACGAAGGAGAAUAAGCAGGACAAGGUGACCAAACCCACCAAGGACUCAAGUGUACGAGACAGAGGCCGGGGCAGGAGCAGGUCAAAAGACAGAAAGCGCUCACUCAGCACUGACAGGUCCAAGGAGAGAAGCAGGAAGUCCAACUCCCCCUCCAGCUGGAGAGGAGAGCAGAAAGGCGGCCGCGUUGACAAACGUCCUUCUCCUCCGCGGGACGAGAGACCAAACCUGGACAGAGCGGGCCGCAGGUCCAGAUCACCUGGACGGGAACGACCGGGUCGCUCAGAUGCUGACAGAGACAAACGGCCGACUAAAUCUCCAUCCAAGGACGCUUCGUCGGGGAAGGAGAACCGCUCUCCUCAUAGACGAGGGCUCCACAGCCCCUUGAGGGGUCCUUCCCCUCGCCACAGAGAUGCCCACCAGCCGCCAGCUACUGCCUCCGACAGGGCGUCCAAACAGAGCCACUCGCCAUCCAGGACUCGAUCCCCCAUAAGGAGAGGCCGCAGUCGCUCACCGGACCUCAGGAGGAGGGAUCUUGACAGGCAGGACUCACCUCAAAGGAAACGUCCCCGGGCAGAUGUAGGACCAGGCAGAGACAGAUCACGAGACAACAGUCCCAGAGCAGCCUCUCGCCGCAGGAUGAGUCGCUCACCUCUAAGAAGAAGGUCCCCAUCACUCCGACGGCGGUCCCGCUCCUCCCCCCGCAGACGCUCUCCGCUGGGACACAGGUCCGGGGAGAGAGACCGGUACGGGAGGCUCCGACAGUACAGACGCUCGAUGUCCAGAGACCGUGAUAGGAGGAGACGACGCAGCAGAGACGAGGACAAGUUCAAGGGCAGCCUGUCAGAAGGGAUGAAAGUGGACCAGGAAUCCUCCGAGGAAGAAGUGUUGGAGGACUUUGACGGAGAGGAGGUCGAUGAGGAGGCUCUCAUUGAACAGCGUCGCCAGCAGCGCCUGGCCAUCGUCCAGAAAUACAAAGCAGGGAACGAUGACUCCAACAUGGUGUCGGAGCCCAGCAGCCCUCAGAGCAGCACACGCAGCCGCUCCCCCUCGCCCGACGACAUCCUGGAGCGAGUAGCCGCAGAUGUGAAGGAGUAUGAACGCGAGAACCUCAACACCUUCGAGGCCAGCAUCAAAGCCAAGCACAACCUCAUCGCACAGGAGAAAGACGGAGCGAACCCAAAGAAGCCUUCAGCCCCCGACAUGUUUACAGAGUCUGAUGAUAUGUUUGCUGCCGACUUUGAUAGUGCCAGGAUGAGAGCAGCGGGUGUAGGGAAGGACUUUAAGGAGAACCCCAACCUCAGGGACAACUGGACUGACGCUGAGGGUUACUACCGAGUGAACAUCGGGGAGACCCUGGACAAGCGUUAUGAUGUGUACGGUUACACCGGCCAGGGUGUGUUCAGCAACGUGAUCAGAGCCAGGGACACCGCCAGGGCCGGCCAGGAGGUGGCAGUCAAGAUCAUCCGAAACAACGAGCUCAUGCAGAAGACCGGCUUGAAAGAGUUAGAAUUCCUCAAGAAGCUGAAUGACGCAGACCCUGAUGAUAAGUUCCACUGCCUCCGUCUCUUCAGACACUUCUACCACAAGCAGCAUCUGUGUCUGGUGUUUGAGCCGCUCAGCAUGAAUUUGCGAGAAGUGUUGAAGAAAUACGGUAAAGACGUCGGUCUCCACAUAAAGGCCGUGCGCUCUUACAGCCAGCAGCUCUUCCUGGCCCUCAAACUGCUCAAACGCUGCAACAUCCUCCAUGCUGACAUCAAGCCAGACAAUAUCCUGGUGAAUGAGUCAAAGACCAUUUUGAAGCUGUGUGACUUUGGUUCUGCAUCUCAUGUUGCCGAUAACGACAUCACACCGUACCUGGUCAGCAGAUUCUACAGAGCUCCUGAAAUCAUCAUAGGAAAACCGUAUGACUACGGCAUCGACAUGUGGUCCGUUGGCUGCACUUUAUACGAGCUUUACACCGGGAAAAUCCUCUUCCCUGGAUCUUCCAACAACCACAUGAUCAAACUAGCGAUGGACCUCAAGGGCAAGAUGCCCAACAAGAUGAUUCGCAAAGGCUUGUUCAAAGACCAGCACUUUGAUCAGAACUUGAACUUCCUGUACAUAGAAGUGGACAAAGUGACAGAAAGGGAGAAAGUAACGGUGAUGAGCACCAUCAACCCCACCAAAGACCUGCUGACAGAAAUGAUCGGAGGCCAGCGCCUGCCCGAGGACCAGAGGAAGAAGGUGAUGCAGCAGAAGGAUCUGAUUGAUGGCACCCUGAUGCUGGACCCAGCCAAACGCAUCACCAUCAACCAGGCUCUGCAGCACCCUUUUAUCCAGGAGAAAAUCUGAGACCCUGAACGCCACGCACUCCCAGAGCAGACAGAGAACCAACCACUAAACCAGCUCGGACCGGGACUCUGCAGAAAAGCAGCAAACCCACAGACUUCUACUCGGAAUGUCAUGGAGUUUUUUUUGUUCUUCCUCAACUUUAUUUUGUUUAUGAAGACAUAAUUGUGUUUUAUUGUAAAUAGAUCACUGAGAUGGUAGCCAUUCUUGAAGACACUGAUUUUGCGAUAUAUCAUUGUAAACUUUCCCCUCGUACCCAGCAAUGCAGUUACAGACUUUUUUUUAUUUAACUGGCAUUGAAGUGACAGAUGUUUUAAAGAAAAGAUAUAAUUCCUGUAAAUACUGUAUGUCUAUUGCAUUAACAAUCUCAAGCAGCAGACAGUUAAGUUUCAUCGUAGAUGCAGACGUCUAAAAAACAUCAUUUUUUAAAACCACAAUUCUCAUUGUGGGGCGAUGCAUGCUUUUUGAAUGUGCACUCUGUGCGCUCGAUUUCUGUGGUGCAGGCCUGUAAAUGCUCUGUAUGUGCAUCAGUGUUCCACGUGGCUGCAACCCCCCUUACAAAUUCUGCAGGCUGAGGUUUGAACUGAAGGUAAAGAUGCAUAGAAUACACUUCUGGAACAAGAUUUUGUUUUUUCUUUAAAGCAGGUAGUCAUUGUUUUCUGUUGCUGGACAUUUUCAUGUUGUUGAUUUUUGUUUUCUUUUUUACCUUUCUCCCCCUCCUCCAGCACUCUGGCUCGGUCCUGGCUCUUUAAGGCUCUCACAUUUAAGUGCCUCCUGUAUGAGCCUAGUGUGUUUAAAAACACCACACAAUGCUGGCCUAAUGAAGCCACACCUUGACCCUCCUCUCCCAGUGUUGUAUAUAGUCCACAGUUAGUGUCAUUUCAUGUGUGAUUAUUUUUUUCCAUUAAGUGGUAAAAAAAAACAAUCUUGUGAUUUCAAUAAAGAAUAGUUGUGGAAACGCUGCUGAAAGAGCA
Notolabrus celidotus (New Zealand spotty) is the source of this 4247-nucleotide messenger RNA. RefSeq names its product pre-mRNA processing factor 4Bb (gene prpf4bb). The record is from RefSeq and is a predicted model, not a curated record. The coding region runs from base 148 to 3276 and encodes 1042 amino acids. Gene Ontology annotation, molecular function: protein serine/threonine kinase activity; ATP binding. Gene Ontology annotation, biological process: peptidyl-threonine phosphorylation; mRNA cis splicing, via spliceosome; peptidyl-serine phosphorylation. The transcript is spliced from 16 exons. Lineage: Eukaryota; Metazoa; Chordata; Actinopteri; Labriformes; Labridae.